This is a messenger RNA of Botrytis porri, 399 nucleotides long. RefSeq lists its product as uncharacterized. The transcript has 2 exons. Lineage: Eukaryota; Fungi; Ascomycota; Leotiomycetes; Helotiales; Sclerotiniaceae. Gene Ontology annotation, biological process: metal ion transport; transmembrane transport. Gene Ontology annotation, cellular component: membrane. Gene Ontology annotation, molecular function: metal ion transmembrane transporter activity. Bases 1 to 399 code for a protein of 132 amino acids. The record is from RefSeq and is a predicted model, not a curated record.
AUGAAGCAAAAUAGUGCCGGUAUACCAUUACUUACAGCAAUGAUAGCUGUUGAGGAGAUGCUGACAAACUUUACGGUCUUGAUAAUUCUUUCAACGGUGUACAUUCCACUAUCGUUCGUUGCCGGUGUUUUCGGUAUGAAUAUAGCAGAACUCACUUCUGGAAUUGAUGUCGAUAUUUGGCUAUACCUUGCUAUCAGCAUACCUAUUACCAUAGUAUCAGCGGUUCUAGUAUGGAGAUGGGAAUGGAUGACAAGGAAAGUUAAAAGCUUUCGAAUCAAAUCUAAUAAUCACUUCAGUCCGAGAAAACCCGUUUCAGGAGCUCCUUUCUCCGAGGGUAAAAUGACGGCCGGGAUUGGAAAACCGAGAGAUGUUCAAAUUGGCCAUGAUUUGGAGAAAUAG